AUGCAACUUGGUACUAGCAUACCUGCCAUAUGUGUACUCAGUAAAAUCGAUGAGUAUUUCCAAGGCCAAGCGCCUAAUUGUGAAGACGAUGUCAAACAACUGGAAGAAUAUACUGAAAAAGCUUUAAAGUCGGUAAACAAGUACUUGAUUGAUCCAGCUGUCCAAUGUAUUCCCAUAUCAACAAGAUACAAUUAUGGUGUUGACCAACUUCGACUGAGUUUAAAUGCUCAAUCACCGUUGCAUGCUCAAAUCAUUGACAAAAAUCUCGAUUACAUUAGCCGAUGUCGACUAUCAAUUGCCAAUAAAAUUAUAGCUGCUUUUUCUACAGCUUCUGCAGCAGCAUCGUUUCUACCUCUUGCUAAUAUCUUCAUUGUAACUUUCUUACAAGAAUGA
This is a messenger RNA of Rotaria socialis, 393 nucleotides long. The record is from the annotation of a GenBank genome assembly. NCBI's taxonomy places the organism in Eukaryota, Metazoa, Rotifera, Eurotatoria, Philodinida, Philodinidae.